Didymodactylos carnosus is the source of this 423-nucleotide messenger RNA. Lineage: Eukaryota; Metazoa; Rotifera; Eurotatoria; Philodinida; Philodinidae. The record is from the annotation of a GenBank genome assembly.
AUGGUAAUAACGACCACCUUUUAUACUGUCAAACUGAAAGAAAAUAUAUCAGUAACUGAUAGUGAUCCGAUUGCAUUUCGAGCGCUUAGCAUUAUAUUAGCAUAUUUUAAAGAAAGUAAACAAUAUAUUAUCGUGGACACGAAAAAUCCAAAAGAUCUAAGAAGUCCUUGGCCGUCUAUACUAGUAUGUCAUGAUUCCGUUACUUAUUUCAAAAUUGGUUUAGAUUCAAAUCAUCUUAUUAGAACAGCUAAUUCAUUGGAAGCAGUAGUGAUAUGGGCAGGUCUAUUUCAUUUGUUCAAUAUUGAUUUUUAUCAAGGGACAAAAAAAACUAAUGAAUUCUUUGAUUUUCUUUUAUUCAAAAAGUUCGCGGUUAGUGGUGAAAGCGCUGUUCGAACGUUAAUUAAAAAAUUACAGUUAGCUUGA